Messenger RNA from Didymodactylos carnosus, 1302 nucleotides. NCBI's taxonomy places the organism in Eukaryota, Metazoa, Rotifera, Eurotatoria, Philodinida, Philodinidae. The record is from the annotation of a GenBank genome assembly.
AUGUUGCGUUAUUUGAUUCAUCAUGCAUUAUCUUCAAAUCCAUCGUUGUUCAUUCGAUCGGUGAUUAAUGUUCCCUAUCGGAAACCUGUUUCCAAUGAUUCAGAUGUCAUCAUCGACUAUGCAACCAAAAUGAAAGAGUUAAAUAAACAAGAAGACUCAGGCAAAAUUUUAAAAUUAUUCGACGAAAUUACAAAAACAAAACAACUCCUUCCAAAUUCAUUCAUUUGUUUAUUAGCAUUACAAGCAUGUAUAAGAACAAAAAAUUUCAGCAAAGGUAAAGAAAUUCACUCGAUUAUCAAGCAAAAUCCACAUAUCGAUCUAAGUCAAACAGCUGAUUUACGUUUAAAAAAUACAUUAAUAUCAUUUUAUGCAAAAUGUGGUACUAGUGAAGAAAUCGUCGAAGCUGAACAACUUUUUUAUGAAAUACCCGGUGGUCAACGGGAUACAAUCACCUAUAACACAAUGAUGAAAGGAUAUAAUAUUCAUCGUAUGUUUGAGAAAUCAUUGAAAUUAUUUGAUCAUAUGCAACAAAUGGAUAAAGAUGAUACCUCGUACAAAAUGGCUAUGAAUGCGUAUAGCAAAUUGGGAUAUGAAAAACAAGCAAAAGAAUUAAAAAAAGAUUUCGAGAAAUUAUAUGGAUACAAAUUUGAACAUGAUUCAAACCGAGAUUUGGUAUUCAAUACAUCGUUGAUUGACACUUAUGGUCGUAACGGUCAGAUUGAAAAUGCAAUUCGUUUAUUUUUAUCUAUGCCAAAGAAAAAUGUAUAUACUUACGGCUCAAUGAUGAAAUGUUAUAUUCAAAAUGAAAUGGCGAAAGAAGCUCUCGAUUUAUAUGAUGAAUUAUUACUAGAUAAAAAAAAUCAAGUGCAACCAAAUUAUGUCAUUUAUAUUCUAGCCUUUACUGCUUGUGGCAAAAUAGGAAAUAGUUGUUUAGAUAAAGGUUCACAAGUUCACGCUGAUCUUCUCAAACAACCACAUCUUAUAACCGCCGAAAGUUACGUUAAAUUAUACGCUGCUCUUAUCGAUAUGUAUGGGAAAUGUGGUAAUGUUGAAAAUGCUCGUAAAAUAUUUGAUGAAGUACCUAGAGAUCAACAAACAACGAUUCUGUGGAAUUCUUUGUUAACCUCUUACGCUGUCAAUGGUUUAGGACAAGAUGUUUUAGAAUUGUAUAAAACAAUGCUCGACCAUCAAUGUAAACCUGACAGUAGAACAUCUCCAAUUGUAAUGAACUCAUGCAAUAAUUCGGGUUUGCUUAAUGAAGCCAAACACGUUUUUGAGCAAAUUCACACAGACAAGAGAUAG